This is a messenger RNA of Falco peregrinus (peregrine falcon), 2614 nucleotides long. RefSeq names its product DEAH-box helicase 32 (putative) (gene DHX32). The record is from RefSeq and is a predicted model, not a curated record. Gene Ontology annotation, cellular component: intracellular anatomical structure; spliceosomal complex. The coding region runs from base 365 to 2614 and encodes 749 amino acids. The transcript has 11 exons. NCBI's taxonomy places the organism in Eukaryota, Metazoa, Chordata, Aves, Falconiformes, Falconidae. Gene Ontology annotation, molecular function: RNA binding.
UUAUUCCCCAGCCUGGCCCAGCAGGAGCAAACGCGCCGCUGGUAUGCACCGUCAGCCUUGAACGCGCUCCCGUGGUGCAAAAGCUCCUCAUCUUCUCUUAGCUAUUUUAAAGAGUUUGGAUGAGUUUUAAAAUGUAUUUUUCUAGGGGUUCAUUGGGGUUAUGAAACCUUGAAGUGUGACAAACAGACCCCAAAGGCUGGACCCCAAGACUGAGCUUUUAAACGGAAGAGCUGGGAAACACUAAAUCCUGAAGCAAGCAGAAAUGGAUUCCUCGGGUUCAGGGGGCCCUGAGUGAUCACUCAGUACACAAAGGGCUCCUGCUGUUACUGAUCUGGUUUUGCUGGGAAUAACAUAUGUAAGAAAAAUGGAGUUUUUAAGCUUUUCUCCAGAGAUCCACUGCUUUUCAGAAUUACUUGACUGCAGCGAUGGUGAUGAAGAGGAAAUACUAGUAUGUGGAGAAGAUUUCGAGCUCAAUCCUUUUGAUGGCUUGCCUUACUCUUCCCGUUAUUAUAAACUUAUGAAAGAAAGAGAAGAACUUCCAGUAUGGAAAGAGAAACACACUUUUAUGGAAAGUUUGCUUCGUAAUCAAAUUGUGAUUGUGUCAGGAGAUGCUAAGACUGGCAAGAGCUCCCAGGUUCCUCAGUGGUGCGCUGAGUAUUGCCUCUCUGUCCACUACCAACACGGCGUAGUGGUAUGCACGCAGGUGCACAAGCAGACAGCAGUGUGGCUGGCGCUGCGUGUCGCUGAUGAAAUGGAUGUCAACGUUGGCCACGAAGUGGGCUACUUCAUCCCAUUUGAAAGCUGCUGUACAACAGAAACCAUCCUGAGGUACUGUACAGAUGAUAUGCUACAGAGGGAAAUGAUGUCUACACCUCUCCUGAACUGUUAUGGUGUUAUCAUCUUGGAUGACGUGCAUGAAAGAACUGUUGCAACAGAUGCGUUACUUGGCCUUCUUAAAGAUGUCUUGCUAUCAAGACCAGAACUGAGGCUGGUAAUACUCACCGCACCUCAUAUGUCCAGCAGACUCCAGAAUUAUUAUGGCAGCAUCCCCGUGCUAAGGGUGGAAAACAAACACCGUGCUGAGGUUGUAUACUCUUGCAGCAUUCAGCAAGACCACUUUCUGUCUGCACUAAAACUGCUCUUUGAGAUACACCAUACGAAAGAGAAGGGCAACAUUGUGAUCUUUCUGGCAUGUGAGCAAGAAAUUGAAAAAGCUUACCAAAUGAUCAGACAGGAACAGGCUAAUUUCAAUCCUGACCUUGGAGAACUCAUCCCAGUUCCUUUAUACCCCACGAAACAAGACCUAAUUCCCAAACCAAAUCAAGACAAACAGAAAUGCUGCAGAAAAUACAGAAGAAAAGUGCUACUCACCACCAGCUUUGGAGAAUCUUUGAUUUGGAUUAAAAAUGUAACUUUUGUCAUUGAUGUCGGUGUUGAAAGAAGAAAGGUGUACAAUCCUAGAAUCAGAGCAGACUCUGUUAUAACGCAGCCUAUCAGCAAAAGUCAAGCAGAGAUGCAUAAACAAAUUCUGGGCAUGUCUUCAUCAGGAAAACUGUUUUGCUUGUAUCCUGAAGAAUUUACACACAAAGAAAUGAAACCACAUCUAACAGCCAAAAUCCAGGAAUCAAACCUCACUAGCAUGGUUCUCUUCCUGAAAAGGAUGGAUAUAGCAGGCUUCGGACACUGUGACUUCAUAAGCAGGCCAGCUCCUGAAAGCCUGAUGCAAGCUUUGGAAGAUCUCGAUUAUCUAGCAGCCCUGGAUAAUGAUGGAAACCUUUCUGAAUUUGGAAUUAUUAUGUCAGAAUUUCCCCUGGAUCCACAACUGUCAAAGUCAAUUCUGGCUUCGUGUGAAUUUGAGUGUGUUGAUGAAAUGCUCACCAUUGCAGCCAUGGUAACAGCUCCCAAUUGCUUCUUACACGCACCUCCUGGAACAGAAGAGAUUGCUCUUACUUGCUGGCGAAAAUUCUCACACCCUGCAGGAGAUCACUUUACACUUAUCAAUGUCUUCAACGCCUUCAAGGAAGUCAGUGCAAACUCCGCAAGCCAAUACUACAGUAAUGAGAAAUGGUGUCGUGAUUAUUUUCUAAGCUGUUCUGCACUGAGGAUGGCACAAAUUAUCAGAGCUGAACUAGUAGAGAUUAUGAAGCGUAUUGAACUUCCCAUUUCAGAACCGGACUUUGGAUCCAACGAAAAUAUACUAAGCAUUAAGAAAUCUCUCUUAUCUGGUUACUUUAUGCACAUUGCUCGUGAUGUAGAUGGCUCAGGUAACUACUUAAUGUUAACACACAGACAAGUGGCCCAGCUUCAUCCUUUCUCAUCAUACUAUAACACCAGAAGGAUUCCUGAGUGGGUUUUAUUCCAUGAAUUUAGUAUAUCAGAAAACAAUUCCAUCAGAGUUGUAUCAGAGAUAUCACCCGAUCUAUUCAUGGAGCUGGUACCUCAGUAUUAUUUUAGCAAUCUUCCACCUAGUGAAAGUAAGGAUAUUCUGCAGGAAGUGAUCAAACACUUGUCACCUGUUUCAGCCAUGAAGGAGGAACAGAAAACUAAUGACGACAACAAAGAAAAUGAAAAAUCUCUCCAAACUCCCACUGAACACAGAUGUAUUAUUCAGUGA